Messenger RNA from Sciurus carolinensis (gray squirrel), 591 nucleotides. RefSeq names its product ladybird homeobox 2 (gene Lbx2). Gene Ontology annotation, molecular function: DNA binding. The record is from RefSeq and is a predicted model, not a curated record. Lineage: Eukaryota; Metazoa; Chordata; Mammalia; Rodentia; Sciuridae.
AUGAACUCCGAACGCCAGCCCCGUAUACCCUUCAGCAUCGCAGACAUUCUAGGCCCUCGCAUGGUCCCCCGAGCACCCUCUGGGCCACAGCUUCCAGAAUCCUGCCCGGAUCCGACGUCGCCGCUGUGCGCCCUGGAGGAGCUGACCAGUAAAACUUUCCGCGGACUUGACGGGCGCGCUGCGCAGCCCUCUGAAGGCAGGGCCGCUCCAGACUCGCUGGGCCCUGGCCCUGCCGGCCGCAGACGACGGAAGUCACGGACAGCCUUCACUGCGCAGCAGGUGCUGGAGCUGGAGCGGCGGUUCGUCUUCCAGAAGUACUUGGCCCCUUCAGAGCGCGAUGGACUGGCUGCGCGGCUUGGCCUGGCCACGCACAGGUUGUUACUUUGGUUUCAGAACCGCCGUGCCAAGCUCAAGCGCGAUGUGGAGGAGAUGCGCGCCGACGUGGCCUCUCUACGCACAUUGUCCCACGGAGUUUUGUGCAGUCUGGCGCUGCCUCAUGAUUCUCAAAGCUCUGUCCCCAACUCCAGCCCGGGCCCCCUUGGGCCUAACUCGGGUCCCCUAUCAGAUGAAGAGAUACAGGUGGAUGAUUGA